UCGUUCGCUUUUCUUCUCCUGCCACCUCCAUCUGCCAUAACUCCUGCCUCCUCACGCAGUAAAGGAGAACUUAUAACUUUGUACAAGAUGAAGGGGAUUCUUAAAGACACAAAACGGAACUUGAAUCCUGUGGCCAAAGUGGAGGGGCAGAGCCACUCGAUUGCAGCAGUGCGCUGGACUCUUCCAGAAGAAACAGUGCAGGUUCACAGCUCGGCUCCUAGCGCCCCUUUCAAGAACAGCAAGAGCACCUCUUCACGCUCGCAGCAAAGACAUCAUCAGCAUAGCCUGAAAGACCUGCGCAGCCUGCAGGAGUGUAUCAACUUUCUCAACAACUGGAAGUUACAGGUGGCACAAGUCUGUAAGAAGGGAAGCGAUGGUGGAGAGGAAUGUGCUUCAGGUUCGUCAGAUCAACACGAAGACCCUCGGACCGAGCACAGUCUGGAGGAGAGCCGCAAACUCAUCCUGCAGUGGGCUGAUGAACUCAAGAUCGUCGACAAGGUAUCUAAACAGAGCCCGUGGCUGCAGGAGAGGUUCAAGUGCUGUGAGGAUGAUGAGCAGAAGGAGGAGCAUGGAGAAGUGGUACAGCAGAGAGUCAUGGAGUGGGCCAAAGAGCUCCAGAGUGUCUCAGAGAGCUGUGGCAUGCUGGGAGAUGAGCUAGCACAGAUGCUUCGUCUGCUCGGCCUGAAGAAGAAGAGGCUCGUUUCUUUGAUGCCGCUGCUUGAGUUCAUCACCUGGUCCUUACUAAAGGAUGACAGCAAGGAUGUGGUUUCUCAGCUGUGGCUUUCGGCCAAGCAGCGCUCCUGGGAAGCAGGAGCACAACAAUACAUCCCCAACUCCGUGUGGGAUUGGAUCACCAGCGCAUCAGUUGAAGUUACCCUCGACCCGUUGACGGCCCACCCCUGGCUGCUGCUCUCUGAUGACCAGAAGAAGGUUCAGGAAGGUUUGGAAGAAACCGACUUGCCGUACAGCCCGCAGCGCUUCGACAACUGGCCGUGCGUCCUGGGCUGGACGGGUUACACGACAGGCCGCAGCUACUGGGAGGUGGAUAUAGCAAACAAUGGCUACUGGAGAAUUGGAGUCACCACUGCGUCCUCGAAGAGGCAUGGCCGCUUCCUCAUGAAGCCCUCAAAGGGUUACUGGACCCUGUGGAGAAGCACGCGACAGUUCUUCGCCUGCACAGACCCUGAGACGCCGCUGCCUCUCAUACUGGUGCCCAGGAAGAUGGGAAUAUACAUCGACUAUGAGGAGGGCCAGAUCUCUUUCUACAACGUGGAGAAAAAAUCGCACAUCUUUACCUUCACUGGGCAUUUCCGCGGGAAGCUCUACCCUCUCUUUGCCCCAUUGGACGGGAGGACUGUCAUGAUGGUAUCCUCUCCUCAAGACGACAACAACGACGACUCUUAA
This is a messenger RNA of Neoarius graeffei (lesser salmon catfish), 1404 nucleotides long. RefSeq names its product E3 ubiquitin-protein ligase TRIM39. Gene Ontology annotation, molecular function: protein binding. Bases 88 to 1404 code for a protein of 438 amino acids. The transcript is spliced from 11 exons. The record is from RefSeq and is a predicted model, not a curated record. Lineage: Eukaryota; Metazoa; Chordata; Actinopteri; Siluriformes; Ariidae.